Messenger RNA from Pan troglodytes (chimpanzee), 2977 nucleotides. RefSeq names its product T-box transcription factor 2 (gene TBX2). The record is from RefSeq and is a predicted model, not a curated record. Lineage: Eukaryota; Metazoa; Chordata; Mammalia; Primates; Hominidae. Gene Ontology annotation, cellular component: chromatin; nucleus. Gene Ontology annotation, molecular function: RNA polymerase II cis-regulatory region sequence-specific DNA binding; DNA-binding transcription factor activity, RNA polymerase II-specific. Gene Ontology annotation, biological process: regulation of transcription by RNA polymerase II; cell fate specification; positive regulation of DNA-templated transcription. The coding region runs from base 1039 to 2859 and encodes 606 amino acids. The transcript has 7 exons.
CGCCGCUCCAGGGCCUCCCAGGCCUCCCCAGCGCCAGCUUUCGAUGAGCCUCGGGCAUUCCUAGCUGGAGAGUUUGGCUGGGGGUCGCUACAGACUCUUCAGAGCGGCUGCAGCAGGACCUCAGGGUGAUCGCGGGACCGCGGGGCGGGGCGAGUGGUGGGAUCCUGGCCCGGACAGAGCCCCGGAAAGCCAGAGGGAAGGUCGGUGCCACUGUAGGUGGGGUCGCCGUCCCCAGAUGCAGCCGCUGCACUGUCGCCGCCAGGUUUCUCGGUCAAAUAACCCAGGCCUGAGUGUUUCAAACUCUUCAGGCCUCUGACCCCUGGACCAGCUAUGGAUGGACUAAUGAAAUGGACUAACGUCUAAAACGCACACAUUUAGAUGUACACAUACUCUUACAAGGACAAAAGUAUGUGUCUACACACACACACACACACACACACACACACACACGACUUUGCAAAUGUAUUCACGGAUUCCUAGGCCGGUACCUGGGUUCCCGGCUAAGGAAAGCUGCCCUGGUUAUUAUCUGGUCACCUCACCGGUUGCGCAAACGUGUCCACAACGGGUCCCUCCCCGAGAGGCCACAUCUCGCCUAAGGUGGAGCCAGCAGGUAUUUGCCUGUGGAAAACUGCAGUGGAUCCUGCCCCGUCUGCGUAGACUGCGCAGCGCGGAGUCAAAGAUUCGUUCUGGCCAGAGAGGAGGUACUCAGAGAGGUGAGACCUAGCCAAGAACGAGGUCGUGGAGAAAACCCUGUGGGGGCGGCGCUCACAUAUGCGGUGAUGAGGAGUUGUGAGGGCCCUGGGGUCGGUCCCGAAAAGUAGGGAUAACGGUCGCAGAGGCCAUACUGCUUUCCCCGGUCCCGAAUCCGCACUGCCAGGAGAGAUCCGGCCUUCAAACGCUGCUCCCAACGUUCAACAACGAAGUGCCCUGCGACCGGUGUGCGCAGCGGGCGGGCGCCUGCAUGGGUCAAUGUUGGAUGUGGGAUGUACGCGCCCACCACGCGGUUGUACGGGUGGGAAUGUCACCCGUGGCUAGUGCAUGCUCUGUCUUUUCCUUCAGAACACGACCUUCAGGAAUCAGCCUGAGUGUUCGCGCCCGAGCCCGAUUGGAAGCAGGCGGAUGUUCCCCCCCUUCAAGGUGCGAGUCAGCGGCCUGGACAAGAAGGCCAAGUAUAUCCUGCUGAUGGACAUUGUAGCCGCUGACGAUUGCCGCUAUAAGUUCCACAACUCGCGCUGGAUGGUGGCGGGCAAGGCCGACCCUGAGAUGCCCAAACGCAUGUACAUCCACCCAGACAGCCCAGCCACGGGGGAGCAGUGGAUGGCUAAGCCUGUGGCCUUCCACAAGCUUAAGCUGACCAACAACAUCUCUGACAAGCACGGCUUCACCAUCCUAAACUCCAUGCACAAGUACCAGCCGCGCUUCCACAUAGUGCGAGCCAACGACAUCCUGAAGCUGCCUUACAGCACCUUCCGCACCUACGUGUUCCCGGAGACCGACUUCAUCGCCGUCACUGCCUACCAGAAUGACAAGAUCACACAGCUGAAGAUCGACAACAACCCGUUUGCCAAGGGCUUCCGGGACACCGGGAACGGCCGGCGGGAGAAAAGGAAGCAGCUGACGCUGCCGUCUCUACGCUUGUACGAGGAGCACUGCAAACCCGAGCGCGAUGGCGCGGAGUCAGACGCCUCGUCGUGCGACCCUCCCCCCGCGCGGGAACCACCCAACUCCCCGGGCGCAGCGCCCAGUCCCCUGCGCCUGCACCGGGCCCGAGCUGAGGAGAAGUCGUGCGCCGCGGACAGCGACCCGGAGCCUGAGCGGUUGAGCGAGGAGCGUGCGGGGGCGCCGCUAGGCCGCAGCCCGGCUCCAGACAGCGCCAGCCCCACUCGCUUGACCGAACCCGAGCGCGCCCGGGAGCGGCGUAGUCCCGAGAGGGGCAAGGAGCCGGCCGAGAGCGGCGGGGACGGCCCGUUCGGCCUGAGGAGCCUGGAGAAGGAGCGCGCCGAAGCUCGGAGGAAGGACGAGGGGCGCAAGGAGGCGGCCGAGGGCAAGGAGCAGGGCCUGGCGCCGCUGGUGGUGCAGACAGACAGUGCGUCCCCCCUGGGCGCCGGACACCUGCCCGGCCUGGCCUUUUCCAGCCACUUGCACGGGCAGCAGUUCUUUGGGCCGCUGGGAGCCGGCCAGCCGCUCUUCCUGCACCCUGGACAGUUCACCAUGGGCCCUGGCGCCUUCUCCGCCAUGGGCAUGGGUCACCUACUGGCCUCGGUGGCAGGCGGCGGCAACGGCGGAGGUGGCGGGCCUGGGACCGCCGCGGGGCUGGACGCAGGCGGGCUGGGUCCCGCGGCCAGCGCAGCAAGCACCGCCGCGCCCUUCCCGUUCCACCUCUCCCAGCACAUGCUGGCAUCUCAGGGAAUUCCAAUGCCCACUUUCGGAGGCCUCUUCCCCUACCCCUACACCUACAUGGCAGCAGCAGCCGCAGCCGCCUCGGCUUUGCCCGCCACUAGUGCUGCAGCUGCCGCCGCCGCAGCCGCCGGCUCCCUCUCCCGGAGCCCCUUCCUGGGCAGUGCCCGGCCCCGACUGCGUUUCAGCCCCUAUCAGAUCCCGGUCACCAUCCCGCCUAGCACUAGCCUCCUCACCACCGGGCUGGCCUCCGAGGGCUCCAAGGCCGCUGGAGGAAACAGCCGGGAGCCUAGCCCCCUGCCCGAGCUGGCUCUCCGCAAAGUAGGGGCCCCAUCCCGCGGUGCCCUGUCGCCCAGUGGUUCGGCCAAGGAGGCGGCCAAUGAACUGCAGAGCAUCCAGAGACUGGUGAGUGGGCUGGAGAGCCAGCGAGCCCUCUCCCCAGGCCGGGAGUCGCCCAAGUGAGGGGCUGCCCAGCUGCUCCCCUGCCACGCAGGCCACCCGGGCUGCCUGCCCCUGCUGCUUGGGACGUGUACAGCACAGAAUGAGUAUUUAUUUAAAUAAAGGAGAAAAGUGGGCUGCA